This is a messenger RNA of Anthostomella pinea, 633 nucleotides long. The record is from the annotation of a GenBank genome assembly. Lineage: Eukaryota; Fungi; Ascomycota; Sordariomycetes; Xylariales; Xylariaceae.
AUGUUCUCCAUGGUGAGCGACAGCGCCAUCCGGCAGCUGGUAGAUACGUCCCUCCCGCCCGACACUCCGCCCGAGCUCACCCUCCUCACCUUGGUAGCGACGACCACGCUCUCUCUGUCCGUCCUGCUGCACCUGUGUCAGCUGCUAGCCAAGGGCUACCGCCCAUUCAUCAACGCCGUCGCCUUCAGCCUGCUCACCGCCGUAGCUCUCUUCCCUGUUAUCAUGGACCAGCGGCUGGCAAUUAUGACGAGCAAAACCUUCCUGUUCCUCCUGUUCCCCCUCUCCUUGAUAUGCCACGGGUUCAUCCGCUUCUACGGCAUGCUUGUCGUCUAUGGCGGGCGGGACAAUGCUGCCAUGGUUAUUGUAAUGAUCCUGGUAGGUCUCGCCAUGCACUACGACGUUGUCGAGCUGCUCGUCAAGGUAGUCUUGACUCCGGUGGCAUUCUAUGUAGGUUGGCUCUUGGCAGGGUCCUUCGAUCCGUUGGAGAGCUACCGCCCAGUCAACGGCGCUAUGUUCGCCCCCUUUACCGUUCUGACGCCGGAUGAGGACUUGUUCGAGGAUGUUUCGUCAGGGGCUUCGUCUUCGGACGAUGCUUCGUCUAACAACGCGGAUUCGGUCUUUGAUCAUGAGUAG